Phalaenopsis equestris is the source of this 456-nucleotide messenger RNA. RefSeq lists its product as uncharacterized. The annotation marks the transcript as partial. The record is from RefSeq and is a predicted model, not a curated record. NCBI's taxonomy places the organism in Eukaryota, Viridiplantae, Streptophyta, Magnoliopsida, Asparagales, Orchidaceae. The transcript has a single exon. Gene Ontology annotation, molecular function: RNA-DNA hybrid ribonuclease activity; nucleic acid binding.
AUGGUGAAGUGGCAACUGCCCCUGUUGGAGUGGGUGAAAAUUAAUACGGAUGGUAAUUCGAAUCAAAGAAGUGCUAGUUUAAGGGGAGUUGUGCAUAACCACAGUGGUCGUUUCCUGCUCUUUUUCUCUUCUCCAUGCAUUGAAGACUCGGCUGGGGAGUUUGAAGCUCACGCAAACGCAAUUUUAAUGGUGGUCACUAUUGCAGUCUCUUUGAAUUGGUCUAAUAUUUUGAUCAAAACUGACUCUAAGAUUCUAUUUGAGAUGUUCAAUCAAGGGAAGCUUGUCACUUUGGAUGAUUGUUACCACAUUAACCGUAUUAUAAGAUUAUCCUCUAUAGUUCCUAUUCUUUGGAGAUUUAUUCAUCACGAAGGUAAUAAGUCGGCUAAUUGGGUUUCAAAAUGUGGUGCGUCCACCUCUACGAUCUUAGUCGAUACGGUGCUUCUUUCUCCUUUACAG